AGAGGCGUCUAGCCUGGGCAUUAUGCACUGACAAAUCAGAACUGAAGGAGUGAGUCGUCUUGCAAUGUUUGUGCCUGCACUGAGCCCAGGUAGGCGACGCGGCGUGACCUCCGACAGAGACUCUCAAAGCUCUCUCCAAUGGGCACCACUUUACGUCACAUCUUGGCUCGCAUUGAGGCUCAUUAUUUCUUGCGAUCGCUCCACUAUCUCCGGGCACCCAUUUCUCUCCAGCUCUUGCAGGCACCCACGCCUUUCAAGAUUUUACCCUCUAACCCUUGAAUACGAUAAGGUACGACCGUGACAUUGAGCUAUUCAGCUUGUCUAUAAAUCAGGCCACAAGCCCGUUCAAAAUAGGAUGAUCGAACUUUUCCCUCAGCUCCAACCCUACUUUUACUACAAGCUCCAACAUGUCCCAGAUGCUACGAGGACGCAAUACCAGACAUGCCUCAGCCACUCGACGGGCUCAACAUACCCUGCCCACCCCCACACGCAGCUCCCGCACGCCCUUCUUGUCUCUUGACACAAACUUCAGCACUCCGGCUGACCACUAUGCUGGCAGCGCUACUCUUGCUGGGGCAUUUGAUCAGUACUUCCUUUCCCCUUUGUCACCCUAUGAUUCGUUCCGCGGCGUUUCCAGUGCGGCCAGUCGUCCAGAAAACGAUAUCUCACAAACUCGCCAAUUCGACCAUGGCAGCGGAAUGCUUCAGGGAACUAUGGGCUACGACAACUAUGGAGAGGCCGUCGCCAACACUCAUUCUGCGCCCUACUUGAGUGCCUCCGGCACCUCCAACGACCCUUCGCCCACGUCCUCCAGAAGUUAUUCCGGAGGUUCCCAAGCAGUGGCUGGACACAACCAUCUUUUUGGAGGUGAAUACUUUGACGGAGGCCACAUUGUUCUGCGAUGCAAGUGGGAAGGCUGCGACUAUACCGGAGGGUUCCGGCGCUCCCAUGACUUGAAGCGUCAUGUCUUGACACAGCAUAUCGAACCUCGCUCCCACGAGUGCCCGGAGUACGGAUGUGGCGUGUCGUUCAAUAGGCGAGACAACCUCCGCUGGCAUCUGCGACGCGUUCAUCAGCGCAACGUUCAGAACAGCUGA
Aspergillus calidoustus is the source of this 1097-nucleotide messenger RNA. Lineage: Eukaryota; Fungi; Ascomycota; Eurotiomycetes; Eurotiales; Aspergillaceae. The record is from the annotation of a GenBank genome assembly.